Molecule: messenger RNA, 1524 nt
Organism: Aedes aegypti (yellow fever mosquito)
Lineage: Eukaryota; Metazoa; Arthropoda; Insecta; Diptera; Culicidae
Exons: 3
Coding region: 1-939 (312 amino acids)
Source: RefSeq, a predicted model, not a curated record
AUGGAAAACAUGAAAUUUAUGGAAAGCUUGCAACUAGUUGCCACACCGAUCUCAAAAACAAAACCCAAAAAGAAAUUGUGUACCAGCAUUAAUCCUCCGGUCAACUUAUCAUCGCCGGUCAAAUCCGUUGUUCUGGAGCAAGGCAUUGCAGAUACCGUACCGACAUCUGAGGCACAGAUUUUCGAACUUGGAACGACUAUUGCUGGGGACCUACCAGUCAAAACAAUCACUGUCCCGACAGUUGAAACCGGUAUGGACAUUCCAGAGGUCCUAAGGGUUGACUCCAAUGCACCCCCAUUUCAGCCAACUUUUGCUGGACAUGAUGUCUCAAUAAUUAAAGUGGUGUUGGACUGCAAUGAAGCUGCCAGCGAAGAAUGCGUUGAUUUUGAAGACAAACCGCUCGAAACCGCUCCAGAUCUCAACGCUGUUCUCGUACUCCAGCAUCGGGUGGCAAUGCUUGAAUCGGAAAUUGGAGCACUUCGGCGAGAUAACGCUAAACUACGAUCGUUAAACAUGCGGCUCCAGGAAACCCUUGUUGAGCGGCCAAAUGGUACAUCAUUUACCGAAAUCCCUGGAUUUCCCGACGCAAAAUGGUUGUUAAGCGUCUCGCAGAAUGCUCAGGACAGCGAUUAUCUCUUUGUCAAGGAGUUAGUUGUUCGUCUAUUUCCCCUUGGUGUAGGGAAUGCCACUGUCUCUGGGCAUCCAUCGAACAACCCAUUUGGACGAGGAAUAAAGAAUGGGCUUGAACCCGACGCUCGAACUAAUGUUGGACGACUGGAUCCAGUCAAAGUAACGUACAUCAGAGACCGUCUCUAUGAAAGAAGAACUAUUCUUCAGGACGAAUUGGGAGUAGCUAUGCAGCGCUCUCGGAAGACUGCAAAGCACAUCGCUGCCGUUAUUAAUAACAAUCCAUCUCUACGCACCUUGCGCCAAGAAUAACCUGCCGGAUCAGAAAUCAUUUAAAUUUUAAUUUGUUUACCAGUCUUUGGAAAUACUGUUUUGUUAAAUGUAUUUCUGGAAUUGUUUUAACCCGUAUGACGUAUGAAUUUAGUUACGUUUUAGUUUGUUUUUGUCCGUUGAGUUGUUGAUUUCCAAUGUAGGUGGUUUCUUCAAAUAAUUUUGAAUAAAUAAAAAAAUGCGAAAAAAAAAUUAAGUUUUGAAUGAAUGAGAAAUUACCAAAUAUGGAUAACUGAAUUAAUUAAUAAAAUAAAUAAAUAAACGAACGGUGUGAUAUCAAAUGUGAACAUCAAAUUAUGAUCUGCAUGUGGCUUCCAAAACUAUCAAAUUUAGCUUUUAAUUAGAUAUAGAAUAGCUAAACGAGAUGUUUUGACAACCGAAAUGAAUUGAUCUUAGUGAGAUAUUAUAAUUACUCAUUAUGAUUUUUAUUUGAUAGUAUGCAUACAUUUUUUUGAUAUUAUUUUUGAUCUUUUAUCUCUUAUGUCAAACAAAUGAAUAGCUGUUUCUGUUCUUCAGUUAUUCACUUUCCAAUAACUAUAUAUGAUGUUCGUGAGUUUUUUCCACCUG